AGGGAGGCGCCGAGGGCAGGGGCUAGAGAGAAGUGAAGGGCAGGCAGCAGGGCUCAGCUGGAAGGUCCAGAGUAGCGCGCCCCAAAGGAGGCCAGAGAGAGCGCGAGCUGCCCCCGAGCCAGGAUGGAGGGACGACCAGAGGCCCCCGGCGUCUGGGCUCCGCGUGCCGGCGCCAUGAGGCCGCUCCUCGCCCUGCUGCUCCUGGGUCUCGCGGCCGGCUCGCCCCCACUGGACGACAACAAGAUCCCCAGCCUGUGCCCAGGGCACCCCGGCCUUCCUGGCACGCCGGGCCACCACGGCAGCCAGGGCCUGCCCGGCCGCGACGGCCGCGAUGGCCGCGACGGCGCGCCCGGGGCUCCGGGAGAGAAAGGCGAGGGCGGGAGGCCGGGCCUCCCGGGGCCGCGUGGGGAGCCCGGGCCGCGAGGAGAGGCGGGCCCGGUGGGGGCGAUGGGGCCUGCGGGCGAGUGCUCAGUGCCUCCGCGCUCCGCCUUCAGCGCCAAGCGCUCUGAGAGCCGAGUGCCACCGCCAUCGGACGCGCCCCUACCCUUCGACCGCGUGCUGGUGAACGAGCAGGGACAUUACGACGCCGUCACGGGCAAGUUCACCUGCCAGGUGCCCGGGGUCUACUACUUCGCCGUCCACGCCACCGUCUACAGGGCUAGUCUGCAGUUCGAUCUGGUCAAGAAUGGCGAGUCCAUCGCCUCUUUCUUCCAGUUCUUUGGGGGGUGGCCCAAGCCAGCCUCGCUCUCAGGGGGCGCCAUGGUGAGGCUGGAGCCCGAGGACCAGGUGUGGGUACAGGUGGGCGUGGGUGACUACAUUGGCAUCUAUGCCAGCAUCAAGACAGACAGCACCUUCUCUGGAUUUCUAGUGUAUUCCGAUUGGCACAGCUCCCCUGUCUUUGCUUGAUGCCCGCUGGAAAGUGAGCCCGUGCUCUCUCACUCCGAGGUGUGACACUGAGGGCCACAUCAUCCUGGAGGGCUGGCCCCGCUGGAAUGUUGUGUAGGACUGCAGAGGUGGGAUGGGGGCCUCUCCCUUCUGCUGCCUCAGGGAAUGGGGACAAAGACUCUGAGAUCAGGGCUGGCAGCAUGGGGCAGUGGCUGGAUUUCUGCCCUAGACCAAAGGAGUGCGCUGUGCUGGCAGGGUCCCCCCAGUUGUUCUGGCCCAGAACCCCAAGGUGGGGUGCUCCCUUCCUGGUCCUCUGCUUUUCUGGGUCCUCCCUCAUCUCUCCUCUUCCUGGGCUCUUUUCUCAGAGAUCACUCAAUAAAUCUAAGAAAACCUC
Phacochoerus africanus (Common warthog) is the source of this 1279-nucleotide messenger RNA. It is a transcript of the gene C1QTNF5, whose product is annotated as C1q and TNF related 5. NCBI's taxonomy places the organism in Eukaryota, Metazoa, Chordata, Mammalia, Artiodactyla, Suidae. The coding region runs from base 124 to 906 and encodes 260 amino acids. The record is from RefSeq and is a predicted model, not a curated record. Gene Ontology annotation, molecular function: protein binding. The transcript is spliced from 3 exons.